AUGAUAUACCGCUGUGCAGUCCUGAUUGGGAAGCCAGCACACAAGAAGUUAAAGAAGGUUGACUAUCUGGGAUUUGUGUUACAACAAGGUACACGCUCCCUCAGCUCCAAACGUAUUGAAGCUCUACAAAAGAUACCCAAACCUGUUACAAAGAAGGAGUUGCUCACCUUCUUGGGUAUAAUUAAUUAUUGUCGUCAGUGGAUACCUGAAUGUUUACACUACGACUCAAUUUUGAGAAUGGCUGUAAAAGGGGACAGCCCAGAUUAUAUCAGAUGGUCACCUGAAAUGGUUGAUGCAUAUGUGGCACUUAAGGUAGGCAUUAUGCAGACCCCAGCUUUAGGACUGCCUAAUUAUUGUAAACCAUUUCAUCGUUAUGCAAGGGACAACUGUAAAACCAUUGCUGCGGUCUGAGCUCAGGAACAUGGAGGUGGUAUGCGUCCUGUAUAAUUUUUCUCCAAAGUAGUCUCUGUUCCGGUUCAGGGGAUGAUGGCGUGUCUUAGGGCCCUGGCAGCUUGUGCAACUAUCUAUCACUCUUGGCCUUCCCACUAUUCUCCAUACAUCACACCAAGUGUUACAUUUGAUCAAGAAUCUCACUAUACAACACAUGACAGCACAAUGAUUAAGUGGUUAUGAAAUAAUUCUCUUAAAUUCUACUAAUUUACAGAUCAAGUAUGGCCCUAUCAAUUCUGGCACUAUGAGUGUACUGCAUGCUAUCCUUACUCAUGACAACCCUAAUCUAAGCAAAACUCAGCCAGAAGAACAUGACUGUAUUCAUGCUAUACAUACACAUAUCUCCCCCCACUUAGACCUCAUGCAUACCGCUCAGCCAGGUUCUGAGGAUGUGUUCGUGGAUGGAUCUUGUUCCCGACCUGUUGACGGUCAGUACCAGACAGGGUAUGCAGUAGUCCAAUUACCUGGUAAGGUAAGGCAAGACAGGUAAGCGACAACAAUACUUACUGGUGAUUGUGGAUCACUUCUCUAAAUGGCCUUUGUUACUAAUAAGAAGGAUGCUAGGACUGUGGUGAAAAUACUGACCACUGAAAUUAUUCCUCAGUAUGGCUGCCCAUUACAGAUCAAUUCUGAUAAUGGCCCUGCCUUUGCUAGCAAAAUUACACCGGAAUUGGCCAAAUGGUUACAGGUUACCUGGAAAUACAAUGUACCCUACCAUCCCCAGAGUUCAGGUAUAGUAGAGAGGAUGAAUAGGACAAUUAAGGAAAAACUGAUGAAAGCCACAGAUGGCACAUGGGUUCACUGGCAAACAUACUUACCCGCUAUUCUAGCUGAAAUAAGAAUGACCCCUAACAGUUUGAUAUACUCAUGGGAUGACCAUUUCCUACUCCUUGGGCGAAGGGACGAUUUGUUAUUAUGCCUGAUGAUUUAGAAUUAAUCCAGGAAGAGAAUGUUAAACAGUUAAUUUUUAAACUCAACUCUGUAUAUGGUGAUGUUUCCUCUACCCUCACAGGAACCUUCACAUCCUUACCAGCCUAGUGAUCUGGUCUGUAUCUGA
This is a messenger RNA of Pelobates cultripes (western spadefoot toad), 1507 nucleotides long. The record is from the annotation of a GenBank genome assembly. Lineage: Eukaryota; Metazoa; Chordata; Amphibia; Anura; Pelobatidae.